Messenger RNA from Meyerozyma guilliermondii ATCC 6260, 1749 nucleotides. RefSeq names its product glutamate--tRNA ligase (gene GUS1). Gene Ontology annotation, cellular component: cytoplasm; cytosol; methionyl glutamyl tRNA synthetase complex. Gene Ontology annotation, biological process: glutamyl-tRNA aminoacylation; translation. The record is from RefSeq and is a predicted model, not a curated record. Bases 1 to 1749 code for a protein of 582 amino acids. The transcript has a single exon. Gene Ontology annotation, molecular function: ATP binding; glutamate-tRNA ligase activity. NCBI's taxonomy places the organism in Eukaryota, Fungi, Ascomycota, Pichiomycetes, Serinales, Debaryomycetaceae.
AUGGGUUCAGUCAUCAAGAACGAGGUUUAUCAGAAUGUUUCUCGUUGGUACAACUUCAUUGCCUCUAACAAGGCAUUUGAAGGUGCAGUGGAAACCAUGACCAAGUCAGUCAAUGAGAUCAGAAAGCUGGCCAAGGCCACCAAGAAUGGUGGAAAGAAGGAGGCUCACAAAGCCAGCUUUGAUAUUGAUCUUCCAAAUGCUCAGGUUGGUAAGGUAGUUACUCGUUUCCCUCCUGAACCUUCGGGGUACUUGCACAUUGGACAUGCCAAAGCUGCUAUUUUGAACGAAUACUUUGCUCAUGCUUACAAGGGUAAGUUAAUCAUUCGGUUCGACGACACCAACCCAACCAAAGAAAAAGUUGAGUUUCAAGACUCUAUCAUUGAAGAUUUGGCACUUUUGGGUAUCAAAGGUGACGUUGUCUCGUACUCGUCUGACUAUUUUCAACAGAUGUACGACUUGGCUCUCCAACUCAUCAAAGACGGCAAUGCUUAUUGCGAUAACACACCUUUGGAAGAAAUGAGAGAGCAAAGAAUGGUCGGAGAACCUUCUGCCAAGAGAGACACCAGUGUCGACGAAAACUUGAGAAUUUUCACUGAGGAAAUGACCAAAGGUACAGAAGAAGGGUUAAAAUACUGUCUUAGAGCCAAGAUCGAUUACAAGGCACCUAACAAGGCCUUGAGAGACCCCGUCAUGUACAGAUGUAAUUUGACUCCUCAUCACAGAACUGGAACCCAAUGGAAAGUUUAUCCUACAUACGACUUCUGUGCUCCAGUGGUCGAUUCCAUCGAGGGUGUCACCCAUGCUUUGAGAACCAACGAAUACAGAGACAGAAAUCCGCAGUACGAAUGGGUGUUGAAGGCUUUGAAUUUGCGUCAUGUCGACAUUUGGGAUUUUGCCAGAACAAACUUUGUCAGAACCUUAUUAUCCAAGAGAAAGUUACAGUGGUUCGUCGACAAGAAGUAUGUUGGUAACUGGGAUGACCCACGUUUUCCUACAGUUCGUGGUGUGAGAAGAAGAGGAAUGACUGUGGAAGGAUUGAGAAACUUUGUCAUUUCCCAAGGUCCUUCAAGAAAUAUCAUCAACUUGGACUGGUCGGUGAUUUGGGCAAUGAACAAGAAAAUCAUUGAUCCUGUUGCACCUAGAUUCACUGCUGUCGAAGCCAAGAAUGCCGUUCCGGUUGAAAUUGAAGGAGCUCCUUCCACGCCUCAAAAGGAACAAAAACCCAAGCACAAGAAGAACCCCGAGGUCGGAACCAAAGACGUCAUUUUGUAUAACAAGGUACUUAUCGACCAGGCCGAUGCAGCUUUAAUCGAAGACAAAGAGGAGGUUACUUUCAUGGAUUGGGGUAAUGUCAUUAUCACCGAAAUUACCAAAGAAGACGGUAUUGUUAAGUCUUUGAAGGGUCAAUUGCACUUGGAGGGUGAUUUCCGUAAAACUUCCAAAAAACUUACUUGGUUGGCCAACACAGAUGAUAAGGUUCCUGUGGAUUUGGUUGACUUUGAUCACUUGAUCACCAAAGACAAACUCGAAGAUGGAGACAACUUUGAGGAUUUCUUGACCCCACAAACCGAAUUCCACACUGAAGCUUUGGCUGACCUUAACAUCAGAAACUUGAAGGAGGGAGAUAUUAUCCAGUUCGAGAGAAAGGGCUACUAUAGAUUGGACAAACCAUAUUCCGAGGGUAGUCCAGCUGUCUUUUAUACCAUUCCCGAUGGUAAGACUGUGUCCAAGUACGGAUCUAAGAAAUAG